Messenger RNA from Melozone crissalis (California towhee), 1739 nucleotides. It is a transcript of the gene SLC41A3, whose product is annotated as solute carrier family 41 member 3. Gene Ontology annotation, molecular function: monoatomic cation transmembrane transporter activity. NCBI's taxonomy places the organism in Eukaryota, Metazoa, Chordata, Aves, Passeriformes, Passerellidae. Bases 10 to 1467 code for a protein of 485 amino acids. Gene Ontology annotation, biological process: monoatomic cation transport. Gene Ontology annotation, cellular component: plasma membrane. The transcript has 10 exons. The record is from RefSeq and is a predicted model, not a curated record.
AAAGCCACCAUGAAGGGUGAGGAAGCUCGGCAGAGGAGGAAAGAGGGCAGGUCCAGGAAUGGAGAGCGACCCCGGCACAGAGGAAAGAGCAAGGGUAAACACAGGGAGAGCAGGCUUGGCAGCCAGGAGCCAGAGGAUGUCUCUCUGCAGGCACAGCAGAAGCUGCUGGCUGAGGAGAAAGCAGCCAUGGCAAAGGCACAGGAGGAGUCAGCAAUCUCAAUCUGCCUGCAAGUGCUCCUGCCCUACCUCCUGGCUGGGCUGGGCAUGGUCUUGGCAGGCAUGGUUUUGGAUUAUGUUCAGCACUGGGACGUGUUCCGGACCAUCACAGAAGUUUUCAUCCUGGUUCCUGCCCUGGUUGGCCUGAAGGGAAAUCUGGAGAUGACACUGGCAUCCAGGCUCUCCACUGCUGCUAACACUGGACAGAUGGAUGAUGCCCAGAAGCAAUGGAAAAUGGCCACCUGCAAUUUAGCCCUUAUCCAGGUCCAGGCCACUGUGGUGGGGCUGCUGGCUGCUGUGGCCGCUGUGAUCCUGGGAGCCAUCUCCAAGGGCUCUGUGGAGCUGAGCCAGGCUGCUGUGCUGUGUGCCAGCAGUGUCACCACGGCCUUCAUAGCUGCACUGUCCCUUGGUCUGGUGAUGAUUGGUGUGAUCAUUGGAGCCAGGAAAGUUGGGAUCAACCCAGACAAUGUCGCCACACCCAUAGCAGCGAGCCUGGGAGAUUUGAUAACCCUUUCCCUCCUGGCAGGAAUCAGCAGCACACUCUUCAAAUACAUAGAUGUGAAGUACCUCUCUCCUCUGAUCUGUGCUGUGUUCAUUGUCAUGAUCCCUCUCUGGGUUGCCAUUGCCAAGCAAAGUCCAUCCCUGGCUGAAGUGCUGAAGUCCGGCUGGCAGCCGGUCAUUGUGGCCAUGAGCAUCAGCAGCAUUGGUGGGCUCAUCCUGGACAAAACUGUGACUGACCCAAACUUUGAAGGCAUGGCAGUUUUCACACCUGUGAUUAAUGGUGUUGGAGGGAAUCUGGUUGCCAUCCAAGCCAGCCGAAUUUCUACAUUCCUGCACUUCUGGAGCAUGCCUGGAGUUUUGCCAUACAAGAUGAGGCAGAACUGGCCCAACCCAUGCACCACAUUCUUCUCAUCAGGAGUGAAUUCCAAGUCAGCCCGGGUGCUGUUCCUGCUGGUCAUCCCAGGGCACCUGGUGUUCCUCUACACCAUCCACCUGCUGCAGGGGGGCCACACAUCCCUGUCCUUCACCUUUGUGAUGUUCUACCUGGCUGCUGCUCUGCUGCAGGUGGGGAUCCUGCUCUACGUGGCCGACCUGCUCGUGCGCCUGAUGUGGAGGAAGGCUCUGGACCCAGACAAUUUCUCCAUCCCCUACCUCACCGCCCUGGGGGACCUGCUGGGCACUGGGUUCCUGGCCAUCUGCUUCCGCCUGGUGUGGCUCAUCCAUGGCACAGACAUGAACCUGGGCAACUGAGAGUGACUGUGCUGCUCUCGUCCCUGCUGUGACACGGUGCUCCCCUCCAGUGGGUGCCUGGCACUCUGUGCUGGCUCACCUGGCUGGGCUGGGCCCCCCCUGCCACCCUGCCACCCCCUGCCCUCCCCACCGUGCCUUACAGCCAGCCCCAGCAAUCAGCACCCACAAACUCCUGCCCUCGGAGGGGAGCAAAGCGGAUUGAAGGAGCACCCCCUGCUCACACCUGCAAACAGGGCAACAAGGAGCAGUUGGGCCACUGGGGAGGAAGGAAA